Uranotaenia lowii is the source of this 4386-nucleotide messenger RNA. RefSeq names its product trissin receptor-like. Lineage: Eukaryota; Metazoa; Arthropoda; Insecta; Diptera; Culicidae. The transcript has 11 exons. The coding region runs from base 2643 to 4292 and encodes 549 amino acids. Gene Ontology annotation, molecular function: neuropeptide Y receptor activity. The record is from RefSeq and is a predicted model, not a curated record. Gene Ontology annotation, cellular component: plasma membrane. Gene Ontology annotation, biological process: G protein-coupled receptor signaling pathway.
CGCGAACAGUUCGCUUUCGUGGGAGCGCCCAAUCGAAAAGUGCGGAUUUUGAAGGACGGACCACGGAUCGACGGAUUGCCCUUCUAGGCUUUUGGCUUCUUUGGUGUUAAAGACUUUUCUGAUCCACGCCUGGAUGUAUGUAGUUGUUGGUGCUUGGUGAUUUUUCUUCUUCUUGUGGAUGAAUGUGUCUUUGGAAUCUUUGGAGUUUAUUUUUCUUGGCUCCUGACUUGGAAGAGCGCAGGGGCUGUCGUGAGUCGAGAUUUUUGAGUGCGAUUCAAGGGAUCCCGAGUGCCAUUUUGAUAAGAGGUUGCUAGAUCUAAGGGAUUCCCAGGUCUGGUUUGGAGGAGUGAACUUGGUUAUUUUAUGCUUUCACGCGCAGGCAAACGUGUCCCGGGUGUGAUAUCGCUGAAAGUCGUCUUCGGAGGCCUAAUUGUAGAGCACCGGGUUUUGAACUUUCCCGCCGGGAAGGUUUCUUGGAGCUUGAUAGGGGUCUGUUUGUUGUUUUGGGGUUGGAGUUGAGUGGUCAACAACACUACGGUAGCGCUCAGCCUUUGGAGAUGUUGUGUGAUGUUGUUGGUGUUUUUCCUUAAGAAAAUAAGUGAAUUUGGGUCUGUUUUCCAACCCUGACCGGUUGAUUUUGCGGAUUGAAACCUCCACCCACAAACGGAAAGGUCUCAUCGAGUUUGAAACCUUUUUUCGGCCCAGGAUUGGAGCCACGAUAUGAUUUUCCACUUGAGUGAUAAUGGAAAAGUGCGUAAUCGUGUAUUGAAACCGAGAAGUGAAUCAAGCGAUAAAGAGUGAUUUCUCGACAAAGAAACCAAGUUGAGUGAUGAAAAACGACCGAAUCAAAAAAUUGCUCUGUCUUUUAUCGAGUGAAAUUGUUUGGUGUUUUUCGCGAAAAGCUCGUCAAGUUUCCCGUUCUUCGAAAUUGAAUUGGUGACUUGCAAGUUUUCCUGAAGCAGUGACAAAAUCCAGUCUAUUGGAAAACUUUUCAUCCUCGGAAAGAAGAAAAAAUUUCCUUCGAUCGAAACAUACAAUCUACAAUAAAGGCGGAUUUUAUUACUCAGAAAAACGGCCGUCUGGAAAGUUAUUCGUGAGGGCAUAUUUUUAUGAUCGUAUGUCACUGUGGAAAUGGAGCGCCGGAAAUAGCCAAAGAAAUUAUUGGUCCAGCCAGUUUAACACUUCACCCACAUGGCGCCGCGGCCAAAUGAAAUCGCCGUCUAUCAGCGGAGGAGGAGCAUUCAUCACUAAUUCAAGAGGAUAAUCGAUUCGAUUGAAUGUAACCGCGCUCUCGACUUACUACUCGGAAUUGGAUUACUUACUCGUGAAUAUAUGAAUCGAGCUAGCUACCUUUGCAUGUGAUGUAUGUGCUCAAUUACUCGGGAAUCCAAAGUGAAGAAAAAAGGAAGCGGGUUCUGUGAAAAUUGAAUCUAUACCCAGCACACCACACACGCCGAUUUGUGCAAACCACUCCACUCCAAAUUGAAGCAUCAAUCAGCGAGUCCCUUGAAAGGGUGCACCCAAAGCGCGCUAUAAAAUCAUGCAGCUCCCGGAGUGAUUAAGUGAACCGAGUGAGUGUGUCUCUAAGUGCAUCAAGCACAGCGGCACCUUGCUUCUUCUAUAUCUACUAGUUAGAUCCGUAGCGAAUUUGUGUAGAGAUAUACUAUAGUAGUGUGGCAGCAGAUGGAACCGAUUUAUCUACGACGGUGCACAUUCUUAAUCUGCUCCAGAUGGUCGAAACUGCAACUGCAUCUAGAGGACGCCGUUGAUGAGAACAUACCGAAAAAACAACGAAACGUUUGCCUCUGUCUACACUGGGGUGUGGGAAAAACUUUUAUGCGCACAUACUAAAAUCUGCAGCAGAUGCAGCAUCUAGCAACGAGCAGCAGGUCUAGAGAGGCUCAACACGAGAUGGCUCAACCUUUAUGCUCUAGUCCGGACAUCCUAGAGCCAACAACCAUCGGAAACCAUUAUCACCUAAAUUGAAUGAGCAUAGGCGGGCCAUCCCCAUUCCGGAGAUUUUGUCACUUGGAAAAAGGGCCGUCCUACAAGCUACUCGACAACAAGCAAACUCUAGAGCUGCAGCCAUAUUUAUGCUGGCGACAAGUACAAUAAAUUGCAGCAUCUUUUCGGUUGCUCCAUUGAUCGAAAAUUUGUCCCUUCGAAGAUGCAGCUACCAAUCGAGGGGGCGAACCAAAACGGAAGUUGUGAGUGUCAGUGCCAGUGCCAGUGAGAUAAACAUCCCGAACACAUGUCUCGGGGAGGGAACCAGAACAGAAAAUAAAAUCCGGUAUCAGCUCCGGAGCUGCCAAACAUCAUCAUGAGUGAUUCGGAAAACUGUUGAUAGGGACAAAACCGUCUAACAAAUCAUCACUACGCUCUCCUGUGACAACCACAUUAUUUAGAAUAAGCCACAAUGCACAUCGAUUUGUGUCAACUAGUAAAAGUUGGGGGCAACUCCACCAUCAACGAUUGCCGAUAGCGAUUUGGUGUUGGCAUCUCUUUCUGACUGAAACACAACUUCAAACGUGCCCCUCUCUCUCGUGAUUUAGGUUGUGAUGUGAACAAUUUUCUUCGGAGGACCAACAACAAGAACCAAAAGUGUCAACGACGACGACGACGACGACGACGACGGGGAAGAAAUGGCGGCAACUCCAUUGAAGUUUGUCGAGUACAUGAACGUCAGCUCCCUGGGUGUGAUGAGCUUUUUGAAUGCUGCUGCCGGGAAAAGUGUUGGUCAUGGGCUGGGAAUGGGAACGGGAAACGGAAGUGAGGUUCCUGGGCCGGGUCUUGGCAUAGGAGGAUCCGGUGGCAUGGUUUCUUCGGCUUUGGCGAACAACAGCGGAAGCAGCUUAUCGGGUGGCUACAGUAACGCUGCUGCCGUUAUCAUCAACAAUGAGAGCGCACAGCUGCUGAAUUCUUCGAUUUUCGGCGGAAUCAAUGGCACCGGCACCGGAUAUGGAAGCAGCAGCGGCAGUGGGAUGGGAAUGGGAAUGGGAAUUGGGCCUUCGGUUUUGGGGGGCACCGAACUAAGUUAUGCCGGAACAAAUCUCAGCCUGCCGUUCAACAACUAUGUGCACAAGGAAUUUAUCUUUGAUCGGACCGAUGUGAGAGUGAUUUUCAUAACGUUGUACUCGUUGGUGUUUUGCUGCUGCUUUUUCGGAAAUUUGCUGGUGAUACUGGUUGUGACACUUUCGCGGAGGCUGCGUUCCAUCACCAACUUUUUCCUGGCCAAUUUGGCCGUUGCCGAUCUUUGUGUGGGGGUGUUUUGCGUGAUGCAGAACCUCACCAUCUAUCUGAUAGAAAGCUGGGUGUUCGGGGAUUUCCUGUGCAAGAUGUACCAAUUCGUGCAUUCGCUCAGCUACACAGCAUCGAUUUUCAUCCUGGUGGUGAUCUGCAUGGAGCGGUACUUUGCCAUCAUCCAUCCCAUUACGUGUAAGCAAAUAUUGACGUCCCGGAAGCUGCGGCUGGUUAUCGUGGCGGUUUGGAUAACGUCGGCUGUCUACUCGGUGCCAAAGUUCAUCUUCGUCCGGACGAUCACAAACGACCUGGGCGAUGAUCAGGUGGAAACUAUCUGCAUCAUCGACCGGAAGGCAUUCAACUCGGAGCUGUUCGAUAUCAUCAACUUUGCCUUACUGUAUCUGUUGCCGCUGCUGAUGAUGACCUUCCUGUACAGUCGGAUAGCGAUAGCUCUGUGGAAAAGUUCCCGAGGGCUGGAGCGGCACAUCGCCCUCCAGAAUACAACCUCUUCGUCCAAUUAUUCCAACAACUAUCACCGGAAGCCGAGCUGCAAGUACGAAAAGCGAGCUGUCGGAGUCAGCGAAAGUCAGGUAUCGGUGGAAUCCGAUAAGGUGGUGGUGACGACGUGGCGAUCGCAGAACAGCUUCCACCAGCGUCACGGAACGCAACUUACGCAGGUGUCGCAUUCGUCCAACAAUGUGCUGAGGGCUCGACGGGGGGUCAUCCGGAUGCUGAUUGUGGUGGUGCUGACGUUUGCUCUCUGCAAUCUGCCGUUCCAUGCCCGGAAGAUGUGGCAGUAUUGGUCAACCGACUACAAGGGUGACUCCAACUUCAACGCCCUUUUCACCCCGCUGACCUUCCUGGUGACCUACUUCAACUCGGGCGUCAACCCGCUGCUGUACGCUUUCCUGAGCCGGAACUUCCGGAAGGGCAUGCGUGAACUGUUGCUCUGUUCCUUCAAGAAGAACAAAAACAAAUCCCUCACUCAACGACUCCCACUACAUAACCAUUCCUUACGGACCGAUUCGACCCAUGUAGGACUUCCCCAAUGAUGCUACGACCUGAUCUCGUGCGGCCGGUGCUGCUCCGGCCUCUGGAACGCGUGGGUGGAUGCAUGGCAGGGUGCUUCCGGUCCCGGUCAGCCGA